This is a messenger RNA of Thalassophryne amazonica, 1533 nucleotides long. RefSeq lists its product as uncharacterized. The transcript is spliced from 6 exons. Lineage: Eukaryota; Metazoa; Chordata; Actinopteri; Batrachoidiformes; Batrachoididae. Bases 407 to 1006 code for a protein of 199 amino acids. The record is from RefSeq and is a predicted model, not a curated record.
UUUAAAAUGUAGAAUAGAUUUUUAAAUUACACUCUAGUUUUGUUAUAAAUUGAAAUUCCAAAUGUCAGAAACCUUCUACUCGAAUGUUGAAUUUUACUAAAAUUAUUUUUUUAAUUUUAUAUAUAUUUGUAAAAUGAAUUUGAAUAAAGAUAAAUGACAGCAGCCAAUUAGACACAAGUUUAGCUUCCAGUGGGCGUGGCUUGUGAUAAUGGUCCUCACAAAAAUCCCAACCGGUUGUCUGGUGAUGCAACUAGCCGCCAUUUCAAAGCGAAAGGGAACUAAAGAAAAUGAUGGAUAUUUUGUACAUUUUUUUUAAUUGUGUAAUAUACUUUUGUUUUUCAUAGUGAGUAGAGGUAUUUUUUUAAUUUUCAUUUUUUUUAAUACCCCACCCGCGUUGUCGAGUGAAAUGGAAAUAGCUACAGAAGGAAAAAUGGCUUCAAAGACAGAAUCUGAGAAGCCUGUAACAGAAAGCAAACACAGGUUUCGUCGUGGGUCCAAAGGCCGUGGUCAUGGCAAAGGGGUUCUUAUGAAUCGGGGUGGCACACGUGGUGGGAGAGCAAUGAUGAAAGUCUUAAUCCCACCUGGACGAGGAAGGGGUCAAGGCAAAGAUGGAGCCAUAAACGGAUUUGCACCCAUGAGACGAAUGGUGAGGAUGCGGCCUUACCCAGAACUUAGAGGUCAUCGAGGUAGGGGUGGACCAAUGGGUAUGCGUCCUCUUCCUCUCCCACCGCUUCCCAUGCAUUUCAGAGACCCCUUCCUACCAAUGCCAAGGCACCGGCUCCCUCCUCCACCACCACCACCGCCACCACCUCGAGGUCAUCCAGCAUUUGGAGUGCGUCCACCUCACCCUCGAGGCCGCGGUAUGCCGCCUCCGAGGUCUCCACACUACUUCAGCCCCCGAGGACUGAGAGGGGGGGCACACAGUACAGUUAUCCUCCCAGGCCAAAGGAACCCUGGAUCUCCCUCACAUCUCUCCCUUCCCCUCCACCUAUGGUGUGACACCUGAGGUCCAGCACAUGAUUUAAAAAGGUGAGCUGCCUCUCAUGUCUCUAACCAGCCUCUACUUCUCUGAUGCCUGGAUGAUCUCUGCUUCAGGACUGAAGAUGAAACUUAAAGUAAGUGAAAUACAAAUAGUUAAGGGUUCACCAGAUAUAGCAAUUUCAUUGAUGGCUGUAAAACGGUUGUUUUUAAAGAAUCUGCUUCAUGCAGGAGCACAUAUUGUUUGAAGUCUGGACUGACAUACACACCACAGUACCUACAUAAAAGUACUCAUCCUCUGGUGGCUUCAAAUGUGUGAUUGUUUUGACAUAAAAGGCAAAAGAAAAAUUCAGGCAGUGUGGUGGUUCUGCUCAGGUGUAGCAGACCGAAUGGUCCCCCCUAAAAAUCGGUCUGCCCUGCCUUCACUGCACGUCAUUUCUGAGAGUCACCAGCGUUUCGCUGAUUAUCACCUCAUUUCCUCUUAAAACUGCACUCCAGUCAUCAUCUGUCUCAGCGACAGAUAUCUGAACUUUUGUCCAACAAUCAUUUCCACAU